UGUUCAACAAUGAUGAAGGUGAUUAAAAUAAAAUAACGUGUGACUUCUCCCACAGGUUUAAGUCCUCUGAUGCCCGGGCUCAGCUUCCAUUGUGGGUUAGGCCUUAUGUGCGGCCUUAUGAUGGCUUUGGAAAUGUGGUCCGUGAUGUCUCUCAGUUCUUCAGGGUUGCAAAUAAAAUGAGGCCUGUGGUAGAGAAGAAGACUGCUACAGAGAGCUGUGGGGCAGUGUGUUUGCCAGAUAUUCAGCCCUCUGGCUUCACUUCCUGCUCACACUCCCAAAGCUCCCACACCCAGAAGGCCAAGGUGCUGGAUGCCCACCUUCCCAGCCUGAAGAGGAGGAGGCUCAAUGAACACACUGGAGCCACUGGGAUGCCCAGGAUCUUUCUUCAGUAUGAGUGUGAGGUGCAGAAGAGUCAGAGGAGACCAGCCAACCUGUUGGAGGCUCUGGAGCAAAUCGACCAUCACAGUGGAGGAAACGACGAUGGUGUGGUGGGAGAUGUGAAGCUAUGUGGAAGAAAUCUGAACAGCUGACCCCGGAGCAGAAGCUUCUGGUGAUAAAAUAAGUCAUUACCAUAAAUGUUACUGUGUAAAACACUGUUCUCUGUCCAUAAUGCUAAAGUGGAGGUCUCUGGUGGGGUUCCUC
This is a messenger RNA of Toxotes jaculatrix (banded archerfish), 642 nucleotides long. RefSeq names its product regulator of telomere elongation helicase 1-like. Bases 177 to 530 code for a protein of 117 amino acids. NCBI's taxonomy places the organism in Eukaryota, Metazoa, Chordata, Actinopteri, Toxotidae. The record is from RefSeq and is a predicted model, not a curated record. The transcript has 4 exons.